AAAAAAUAAUAACACGCCAUGUGUGGCAGAAAGGCAGGAAUGAUGGCCUUCUGCUCCCUCUCCCUCUAUGCGCUCACUUACCUGGCGGUGCGAGAUUCAAUUCCUAGCAUCCGUUCAAAAAGAUCAACACAGAGAGAAACUGUGGGUUCUAAUGUAUCAUCAAAGCUGUUUGAAAUGUCAUUACUUCAUGCUAUAAAUGAGUUCAACGAUGAAAAAGAUCAUUUAUUGCAUAAAGAUGGUGCCCAUAAUCAAAGUGAGAUACCAGAACUUACCCUGAAAUACGUGGAAAAGUUAAAUCAAAGUGCGACAACCCUCAGCACAACCACAAAUACAGAUCAAGUGAAAGAAGAUGAUAAUGAUCUGAGGAGAUUUUCUAAAAUCAACAGCUUAUUGCAGAAACAGCACCUAAAUGGAAACAUUAUAAAAAUACAGAAUAGGAAGUCCUUACUUCAACAUCUCCUCCAGCUGCCCACUACUGAAGCAUCGCCAGUGAAAGAAACCAAGCCUCCAAGUAAAGUGGUUGCUGUUGUUGAGGUCUUGGAUGGUGGUAACACUUCACAGUCUAAUGUUACAGAACCAGUUGUAAAGAAAAGUGUACCUGAAGGUAUUCUAAAAGAGGAAGAAAAUGAAACCAAUUAUUUGGCUGCUCAAAUGGCAAAAGAAAUCAAUGAUUUUUUGCAGAAUCAUUUAUUAGCUAACAAGACAGCUGGAAUACUAACCUCUGACUCUCUGCGUAGCUAUGAACCAAGGUUCACAGAACUUCUUGGAAAACUUAACGUAACGAUAGCUACGGCAGCAAGUAACUUUACAGCAGACAAAAAGAAAGACCUUCUAAUCAGUGAACGUACUUUGCUUCAGAUCCUCGACCUCUGCAGUUCUAUACUUAAAAAUCUCAAUAGUCAAUUGUCAGGAAACUCGCAACACAAGGUUCGACCAGGCAAAUAUUCUUCUGAGAGAGAAGUAUUAGUCAGGAUAGAACCUGAAUGGGAAGAACGAGACCGAAUGAAUCACAUUAUUCAUUUGUUUUAUCAGCUGGAAGAAAUUCUUUCCAAUCUGAAGAUAAUUUUGAAAAAGGACAAGGAAGGAGAGAAACACAACAUGGCAGAACACCUUCUGGAUCAAUCACUUAGUGUGGUUAGUCAAUUGGAACAGAUCCCAUGGCUGAAAGGGAGAAACUCUUUGACAGACUUUGAACCGGAGACUUUAAGAGACCUUGCAGGAGGAUUGUCAAAUGCAGAAUUGAUCCCACACGAAACAGCAAAUGCAUCAGUCUGAGGAGAGCACCAUUCAGGGACAGCAUCAAGUUAAGCAAUUAGAGCUGUCUGCAAUUGGAAAUGGCAAUGGCAAUGGUCCUUCCAAAAGAAGGAAAUCAGCAUUUUGAAAGGAAUGAUAGUUGAAAUGAACUUUAGGAGUUAAAACAGUAUAUAAAUACAUAUGUUGUAUAUCUACCCUCAGAAAC
Molecule: messenger RNA, 1459 nt
Organism: Hypanus sabinus (Atlantic stingray)
Lineage: Eukaryota; Metazoa; Chordata; Chondrichthyes; Myliobatiformes; Dasyatidae
Exons: 4
Coding region: 19-1275 (418 amino acids)
Source: RefSeq, a predicted model, not a curated record